GUAGUCGAUCACGUUUAAUUCUUACGUCAGUUUUCGCCGUUCGUCGCAGAUUGUUAUUUCGCAUUUCCACUGUUUACCUCGCUCUCUCCCGCCCCUUCCACCGCCAUUUCCCCAAGCAGCGAGUGACGUCAUGGCAGCGCGGUUGGUUAAAGUGUGGCGGGGCUGGCUGGCGUCGCUCAGUGCGGGCAGAGAGGGCGCCCCGAUCGCAUCGCGACGUGUUCAGAAGGGGGUUCCCAUCCGCGUCUUUCCUCACUCGACGCCUUUGAUGUAACCAUGGUGACAGUAGUUGGCGCAUCGGGGAUUUCCCUCGCUUAGUUUUCAUAUCGAGUGACGUGGAUCAGCCGUCAGAAAGAUUGUUAACUCGUUUCGUCACGGAAAGUGUUUUGCAACAAUGACUCCUCAGCUGUGCGGCGACACCUUUUCCGAACGCUGGCUCUGGUUUAAAAUAUCGUAAUUUGGAAAGCGUAUUAUUAUGGCGGCCGUGAAUUUUAUUUAGUGCGGUUCUAAGAGAAAUAAAAGUGUUCUCCGGUUCUGCCAGUAACAAUGCGCUGUUCUGUCGAAGUCUUGGUGUCGGAAGUUGUGAUUGGCACAACUGCAAUAUGACGGGCGCGCAACAAUGCGGUGACGAAAUGGGACGAAUGCAAAUUUAAAAACUGAGACGUAACGAUGACGACUUGGGAUUGGUUGACGGUGAGUUGUAAUGAGAGCGAUCCUGUGUCUUUAAUCGCAUAGAACGACGGCAAAUAACUCUGUUAACAGAACAAGACGCCAGUACAUCAAAUAUUACAGGUAACUCAACAAUGGCUUUUGUACCCAGCGCCCCUAGUGGCAUGGGAAACAAACUGAAACAGUUGCCGCAGACGUAAUUAAUGUGUAAGAUGCUAUCUCCAGUGCGAGCAGACUUCUGUUGUCACAGAUUAAAGGAAGGGGAUUUGAGUUACGUCGCCGGUCCUGUGUCGCGGCCAUUGGUGCUCCGUGCAUCGCCAUAUAACGUGGUUUCGUGAGAAGCUGACAGUUUGCAAACUGCAAGUUGAUUGUAUCACGUUAAGAAUUGCACAUCAUUUAUCGCCGUCUCCACACAGUCAUAUCCAAGAUCUGUGCGUAAUCUCCAACGCGAUUAACAACUGAAUAUCAGUCAUCGAUGCGGAACGAGAUAAACGCAAGAGUCUACAGUGAACACAGCGAAGCCACCAACAGCUCUCUGCUCGACUGAAGGCGAUUAGACGAAUUUCGCCUUUCUGCCAUUGACAUUUCACUUCUGCGCGUACAGAAUUUUCAGGAUAUUUUACCUUCCAUUAUUUUGUGGCAGUCGAUAUUCGUUACAAGUAAGUUAUUUCACUUGUCGGUCGCGUGGACGGGGCAGUCACCAGUCGAAUUGCACUGGAGAAAGGUGACGAUUGCAAGCAUUUAAAGCGAUGCUCAUAAUUGCUUCCGCGAAAUAUAAAGAACAAAUUUGUGAGAGCAAGAAAAGAGGCGAUCCUGAGAGACGGAACUGCGUUCUCUCUUAGGACGAUAGAAACUCGACAAGCGGGUUAAGAGAGUUUCAGGACUUGAGAUCGAACACCUGCCGGCGCACUGCCUACCUUGGCUGUCACGGGCCCGGUCGUUUCGCGAUACCAAUGCCCUCUGUUGACCAGGCAUCCAAUGAGCGCGGUUUAGAGUGGCGUGUCAGAUCCCUGUGAACCACAGUACCUCUGCCAGCUCAAGUACCGACGGCGUAUGGAGGGCAGUAACGUCACCAUAGCAACGACAACUUCGACUUCGAUAUCCGGGCCGCAGCCGUGGUUUCCCGGUCCCGAUUCCCACUACAGCGCGGCGGAGGCCGUCAUCAUCGCCCUGGUCCUGCUGUGUGUCAUCAUCGGCACAGUGGUCGGCAACAUUCUGGUGUGCGUGGCGGUGUGCCUCGUCCGGAAACUGAGGCGCCCCUGCAACUACCUGCUCGUGUCGCUCGCCGUCUCGGACCUCUGCGUUGCCAUUCUCGUCAUGCCCAUGGCUCUGCUGUACGAGAUCCUCGGCCGCUGGAACUUUGGCCCUGUCGUGUGCGAUCUCUGGGUCUCGUUCGACGUCCUCUCGUGCACGGCGUCGAUCCUGAACCUCUGUAUGAUCAGCGUCGACCGAUACUACGCCAUUACGAAGCCGCUGGAGUACGGCGUGAAGAGGACGCCGCGCAGGAUGAUCGCGUGCGUGUCCCUGGUGUGGCUGGGGGCCGCCUGCAUCAGCCUGCCGCCCCUCCUCAUCCUGGGAAACGAGCACGGGCGCACCGGGACUGGCACCUCUCAGCACUGCGUCGUCUGCCAGAACUUCGGCUACCAGAUCUACGCGACGCUCGGCUCCUUCUACAUCCCCCUCACUGUGAUGAUAGUCGUGUACUACAAGAUAUUUAGGGCGGCCCGCAGGAUCGUGUUGGAGGAGCGGCGGGCGCAGUCGCACCUGGAGACGCACAGCUACCUAGAGAUCAGCGUCAAGAACGGGGGCGGCCCGCCGGAGACCAGGGUGGCGAGCAACACCUCGUCGCCAGCGGUCGCCUCUGCGGCGAGGGUGCAGCAUCAUAGGACAAGCACAGCGAGCACCACCACGACUUGCAGCGGCAGUACGCGCUGUUUCUCGACGUCUGCCGCGCCGCGACGCUCCAACGAGUCGCAGUGCCCGAUCCUCCACCAGCACGGCGCCAGGCAGGGGGGUGUCGCCAAGUUGACGCGGAGCAAAGCCAGCAGCCAGUCCUCGGCUGCGCCCUGUUUGACUCUGUCCCACCACAAGAAGCUGAGGUUCGCCCUGGCCAAGGAGCGCAAGGCCUCCACCACUCUGGGCAUCAUCAUGAGCGCCUUCACCAUCUGCUGGCUGCCCUUCUUCGUCCUGGCGCUGGUCCGGCCCUUCCUGAGUAGCGACCCGUCCCCCAUCCCCCCGUCUCUCUCCAGCCUCUUCCUCUGGCUGGGCUACGCCAAUUCCCUCCUCAACCCCAUCAUCUACGCCACCCUGAACAGGGACUUCCGGAAACCGUUCCAGCAGAUUCUCUUCUUCCGGUGCGGGUCGCUGAACCACAUGAUGCGAGAGGAGUUCUACCAGUCGCAGUACGGAGACCCGGAGCAUCACUACUCCGUCAUCAACAGCAGUCAUCAGUACCAGGUAGCUCGGGAGGACGACGUGGAAGAAACUGCACCGGGGCUUGAACCCGAGCGCACCGCCUCUGGCGCCUCGCCGGCCGCCGACGAGUCCUUCCUGUGAUAGACACUUCCGCCGGCGAGUUUCCGAAACUUUCUGACCCCCGCUGUCACCGGUUCUCUUCGUUUCUGAAAUCUCUACAAACUGCCCUUGAAAUUACCUCCUUAUCAGGCGUUCUUCUCGCUCUAGCAUGUCCGUCCGUCCGUCGCGUUGUUGCGCACCAACAGGUGCAACAACGACCUAAGUGAUGUGACGCGAAGGGCGCCUUCAGAAUACCAGUGUACUCCAGAGAGUGCACUUUUCCGGUCUUGUUGUGUUGUGCACCGUUGCACCAGGGAAGUCUUUAAAUGCAGAGAAGUUUUUGUUACCAUGGAAACCGAAUUAUUGUGUUAAAAAUAAUUAUGACGUCACAUUUCGCCGUCUGCCGCCUUAACGUUACCACUAAAUUUUAAUACGUACGUAAUAAAUACAUUGUAAGUGAGGCAUUCGCGUUGAUAAUUUGCGAGCAACUCAGAUAAGAAAUCAGACGCUUAACAAUGUUUAUUUGUGGAACGUAAUGCAAAAUUUGAAGGUUUUCGUUUCACUUUUCGCCGUACUGACCCAACGAAACAAAAUAAAUGAAAGGAGAGAUACCCAAAGAAAGUUUAUAUGUAUAUAACUCCAGCCAUGAUUUACUUAACAGCAGAACUCCAAGUCGAAAUAGGCAGACAUGUGACGUCAGUACUGGGCUUGUGUAUUUACUGGCUAAGGAGGAAAGGGUUAACAAAACACUGUUCGUACGCUCAGCGCUCUAGCUGAGAGAACGUAAGUUUUACGCGGCGAGCUGAGGUCACAAGUGCGAGGGGUCAGACCGAGCUGAAAAACGAAUUUUAAGGAAACGUCCUCCGGGUUUCCCGGAACAUAGCAGAGUGCUGCCGCCUUACCCUAAAUACAAAAGGGCGAUCAGAUUUCGUCUGGUGCAGCGAGAAUCACGAACAGACUUGGACCGCAUUUCGGUCUAAAGUGGGGCCUGAUGUUGGUGGGCCGUUCUCUUCUAGAGCUUUCCUCAGGUAAAAUUACUUUCUGAAUGGCCUACGCUUCGUGGCGUUUAGGGCAACGCCGCUGUCUUGAGUCAGUUUCCUUUACUCUCUGCUGAAGAAACGUCACAGAUAGUGAAAGGAUGAAGUGUCCGUGGUUUAUAUCGCAAGACUGUACCAAGGAACAUUUAAAUGAACAUUUUAUACUUAAAUGUGUCAGUGAGUAAUGGCGUCUGGUGAUUGGAUCCGUCAUUGCAUUUGCGAAACGAGUUGUUUAUUAUUUUAAUUUUCUCGGCCUCCAGUUACCUAAUGUCAGCUUAAUUUAAAUAUCAGUAUUAUUUGUUCGUUUAGUUGCAAGCAGCUUCAGUGAAGACAAACCUCUCAAUACGUUUUGUUAGCCGACAUUUUACGCGUGCUUACACCCAAACCGUCCCAGUUUUUGGUGUCAUGAUAGGGCCCUUUUUAAGCGGAGGGCAGGCCUGUGGAUUAGGCGUGGGGGCCAGCAGUCAUCAACUGCACCUACUCGCAAAAUGCCGGUGUUAUCGGCGCUGUUUGCGUGUCGUAUCGACCCACUUCCAUUCGCGCACUAGCCGCCACUGCUCCGCCGCCCACAGGAUCCUUUGAUACAGUAACCCGGGUAUGAUCAGUGUAUGUGUUAACGAUAUUUUACCGUGUUAUCUGCCAUCUUGUGUUCUAUGGUCGCCCAGUGAUUAAUGACCGCGUACAUAAGUUCGGAUGGAGAGGGAAUUUCAAGUUUGAUGAAGGGAAAUAAACUGUCAAACAAGUAACUGGCGACACUGUAUACCGAUAAGCGUGCGGGUUGCAUUGACAGGCGAAGUUCGCUGUGACGGGAAAUCCAUUCACAGUUCCCAUCCAGCGCUGUAAC
Messenger RNA from Zootermopsis nevadensis, 5061 nucleotides. Its product is annotated as 5-hydroxytryptamine receptor 1-like. Gene Ontology annotation, biological process: adenylate cyclase-activating adrenergic receptor signaling pathway; positive regulation of MAPK cascade. Lineage: Eukaryota; Metazoa; Arthropoda; Insecta; Blattodea; Termopsidae. Gene Ontology annotation, molecular function: G protein-coupled receptor activity. Gene Ontology annotation, cellular component: plasma membrane. The record is from RefSeq and is a predicted model, not a curated record.